AUGCCCGCCGAGGUGGAAAUCCGCGACGUGUGGGAGACCAACCUGGAGGAGACCAUGAAGACCAUCCGCGAGGUCGUGACCAAGGGCUGCUACGUGGCCAUGGACACGGAGUAUCCGGGCGUCGUGGCGCGCCCCAUCGGCUCGUUCACCACGUCGUCCGACUACCAGUACCAGACGCUGCGCUGCAACGUGGACCUGCUGCGGAUCAUCCAGCUGGGCGUGGCCUUCUUCAACGAGGACGGCUCGUACAUGGAGGACCUGCCCGUGUGGCAGUUCAACUUCAAGUUCAGCCUCAGCGAGGACAUGUACGCGCAGGACUCGAUCGAGAUCCUCAAGCAGGCAGGCAUCGACUUCGCCAAGCACGAGGAGCAGGGCAUUGAGGUGGCCAGGUUUGGUGAGUUGCUGGUGCCCUCCGGCCUCGUGCUGGGCGACCACGUCAAGUGGGUCUCGUUCCACGGCUCGUCCGACUUCGGCUACCUGCUCAAGGUGCUCACGUGCGCGCCGCUGCCCGCCGAGGAGGACACGUUCUUCGACCUGCUGCACACGUACUUCCCGGCCACGUACGACCUGAAGCACAUGGGUAUGGACUUCGACAAGCUCGGCGGUCUCAGCCGCAUGGCCGAGGACCUCAAGGUGGAGAGAAUAGGCACAAUGCACCAGGCCGGCUCGGACGCGCUGCUCACGGCCGCCACGUUCUUCAAGAUGGUUGAGGUCUUCUUCGACAGCAAGGUCGAGAACGUAGCCAAGUACUCUGGUCAGCUCUACGGACUGGGCAACAGCAUCGCGGCAUAG
Phytophthora sojae is the source of this 792-nucleotide messenger RNA. RefSeq lists its product as hypothetical. The coding region runs from base 1 to 792 and encodes 263 amino acids. The record is from RefSeq and is a predicted model, not a curated record. Lineage: Eukaryota; Oomycota; Peronosporomycetes; Peronosporales; Peronosporaceae. Gene Ontology annotation, cellular component: CCR4-NOT core complex; P-body; CCR4-NOT complex. Gene Ontology annotation, molecular function: nucleic acid binding; poly(A)-specific ribonuclease activity. The transcript has a single exon.